AUGUUUUUAUUGAGUUUUAUAGUUUUAUUAAUUUUGAUUUUAAUUUCCGUAGCUUUUUAUGUUCUUUUAGAACGAAAGGUAUUAGGGUAUAUUCAGGCCCGUAGGGGCCCCUCGAAGGUAGGUUAUAUAGGUAUCUUACAGCCUUUUAGAGAUGCUAUUAAACUUUUUUCUAGGGAGUCUUAUUAUUUAUAUUUUGGAAAUUUAACAAUUUAUUAUUUGAUACCCUUAUUAGGACUUUUAAUUUCCUUAAAUUUAUGAUGUUUAUAUCCUUUAUCAUUUAAUUUCUUAAGUUUUCCUUUAGGUUUAUUAUUUUUUAUUGCUUGUUCAAGUUUUAUGGUGUAUAGAAUUUUGUUAUCUAGAUGAUCUUCUAAUUCAUCUUAUUCACUUUUAGGCUGUAUACGUUCAGUUGCUCAGAGUAUUUCUUAUGAAGUUUGUAUAUUUUUAAUUAUAUUUAAUUUUAUUUUUUUUUUUUAUGGAUUUAAUUUAAUAAAGUUCUUUUAUUCUCAGCAAUUAAAUUGAUUUUUAAUUAUAGGAUAUCCAUUGUUUUUAAUUUUAUUUGCUUGUGUACUAGCAGAAACUAAUCGUUCCCCAUUUGAUUUUUCUGAAGGUGAAUCUGAAUUAGUUUCUGGGUUUAAUACAGAAUAUAGUUCUUUUAAUUUUUCGUUUAUUUUUUUAUCUGAAUACACUAAUAUAAUUUUUAUGAGACUAAUUUUAGUUAUAAUUUUUUUUGGGGCUGAUUUUUUUUCUUUAAUCUUUUUCCUAAAGGUUAUAUUUAUAAAUUUUAUUUUUAUUUGGAUUCGUGGUUCUUUUCCUCGUCUUCGAUAUGAUAAAUUAAUAAUAAUUUGUUGAAAAAUUUAUUUACCUGUAGCCCUACAUUAUUUUUUUUUUUUCCUAAAUGUAAUAAUUUUAAUCUAUUAG
Molecule: messenger RNA, 918 nt
Organism: Nilaparvata lugens (brown planthopper)
Lineage: Eukaryota; Metazoa; Arthropoda; Insecta; Hemiptera; Delphacidae
Source: the annotation of a RefSeq genome assembly